AGAAAACCGAACUCAAUUAGUUUUUUAUUUUAUUUUAUUUCUUCCUCGCAUGUAAACAUAACAUAUUCACCGGUUACUCUAAGACACCAGUAACAAUGGUGUUCAACCUUGCGGUUUCCGUUUUAGCUCUGGCAGCCUUGCUGCCAGGUCUCUACAGUUCCGUUCAAAAAGUGUUCGUAAUCUACAAUAAUGCGCCCGAGCGGCUUUCGAGCAUCAAUAACUUCAAAUCAUAUGAAAUUAAGUUCGCAGAUACAAUUCGUAACUGUGAAGAUGGCCUUCUUGUGGAAUCACAAGGUUUAGCUCUUCUUUCUUGCGAUGUCGGACGUGAAUCGUACAAUACAGUGAUGAACAUUUUUUUACCGGGUCCCGUGCCUGGCGCUGAGAUUUACGCAUAUAAUUAUAAUGAUGCUAGCCUACCGGACUCGAAGGCUCUCAAACGUUUUGAGAUUCUUGGUUACGAACCUGGGGUAGAUUUUCAUACCUUAGGUUUGGCCUACGAUGAGAAGACUUCUACCUUGUUUGUCGCAAAUCACCGUACCGACGGCCCGACUGUCGAGUUGUUUAAAUUGGAUCUAGUUGCAUUUAAGGCUAAGCAUUUCCGAACCAUCCGACAUCCUCUUCUGCAUGCUCCGAAUGCGAUCGCUCUUAUUAAUAACCAUGAGUUGCUCAUUACGAAUGACCAUUACUUCAAAGCUGGGGAUUACCGCAUACUCUCGAUGCUGGAGACUUACCUCGGCCUGCCGCUUGCUUCGGUUGUGCACGUUGACAUAUCGUCCCUUUUGGAGGACCCCGCUGCUGAUGUCAAGGCCGAAAUAGUUGCCCGCGUUCCUUUUGCCAACGGUAUUGAACUAUUUAACGAGACCACUGUUGCUGUAGCUUCAACUUCGGGCGCAUGCGUAUACUUCUACUCUAUCAUGAAGCCGGAACAAGGCUCCACAUCACCGCCAGUUCUUGCCUACAAGUCGCUAGUAAAACUCCCUUACUUCGUGGACAAUGUUCAAAUUUCUAAGGACGGUGCCCUCUACGCUGCUGGUCACCCGCACCCUCCCUCACUAGAUAAAUACAGCGCUACGAGGCAUGAGUGCAAUUCAUACACCGAUAUCACUACCGCUGAUCCUUCUGUCCAAGAGAAAUGCAAGACGACCGUCGGGCCUUCCUGGGUUUCUAGGUGGACCGAGGAAGGGGGCGUUGAGCAUCUCUAUACUGGUAUUGAAUACCCUACGAGUGCUACCGCAGCAUUCGAUUCGAAGAGGAAGGUUGGGAUUGUUACAGGUUUGUAUGCCAAAGGAAUCCUUGUUUGGAGAGAGUAGGUAAACAAGACCUACAUUCAUUAAGUUUGGGGGUUGGAUUUAGCUCAUAUAUUUUGUGGUCCAAGAAGCAUAUGACUUGACUGCGUAGCUUGUGGAUUAAAGACACAAGUGUGUCUUGGUAGACAGAAACCGAUUGGGGAUUUCUGGAUGUGGCUGGGUGCUAUCGGAAAUUGGGUUGGGAUACGGUUUCUAGAAUAUUUCUAGUACAUCUGGUGGGGGCUACUCUCCUCUCAGUAGGAGCACACGACCUGUGCGUUAUCAACAUGACAUAGUAUUUAGCUACCAAGGGUGCGAGCUUAUCAAACAUCUUGGCUUACUAAAAAUGAAGCCCUAUUUCGUCCAC
Molecule: messenger RNA, 1653 nt
Organism: Hypoxylon trugodes
Lineage: Eukaryota; Fungi; Ascomycota; Sordariomycetes; Xylariales; Hypoxylaceae
Product: calcium-dependent phosphotriesterase
Exons: 3
Coding region: 96-1310 (404 amino acids)
Source: RefSeq, a predicted model, not a curated record